Messenger RNA from Ochotona curzoniae (black-lipped pika), 589 nucleotides. It is a transcript of the gene IL36RN, whose product is annotated as interleukin 36 receptor antagonist. Gene Ontology annotation, biological process: cellular response to lipopolysaccharide; inflammatory response to antigenic stimulus. Lineage: Eukaryota; Metazoa; Chordata; Mammalia; Lagomorpha; Ochotonidae. The coding region runs from base 1 to 468 and encodes 155 amino acids. The transcript is spliced from 4 exons. The record is from RefSeq and is a predicted model, not a curated record. Gene Ontology annotation, molecular function: interleukin-1 receptor binding; cytokine activity.
AUGGUCCUGAGUGGGGCGUUGUGCUUCCGAAUGAAGGAUUCCGCCUUGAAGGUGCUUUAUCUGCAUAACAACCAACUUCUGGCUGGAGGACUGCAUGCAGGGAAGGUCAUCAAAGGAGAAGAAAUUAGUGUUGUCCCCAAUCGGUCACUGGAUGCCCGACUCUCCCCAGUCAUCCUCGGUGUCCAAGGAGGAAGCAAGUGUCUGUCCUGUGAGAUGGAGGAGGAGCCGACUCUGAAACUAGAGCCUGUGAACAUCAUGGAACUCUACCUUGAUGCCAAGGAGUCCAAGAGCUUCACCUUCUACCGGAGGGACAUGGGGCUUACCUCCAGCUUUGAGUCAGCUGCUUUUCCAGGCUGGUUCCUCUGCACUGUGCCUGAAGCAGACCAGCCUGUCAGGCUCACCCAGAUCCCUGAUAAUGCCGCCGGGGAUGCCCCCAUCAUGGACUUCUACUUCCAGCAGUGUGACUAGGAUAACCCUCCUUCCAUAACCCCACCUCUGCCCAGAACUCCCUGGGCAGGGCCAGCUGGAACAGGAGUGGGGCUGGAGGAGAGAAAUGAUGAGUGAGACCCCUCUCUGGGCUCAGGCCCCC